CCGAGAUUGCCGGCAAAUGGCUCGUUCCCGCCAGUUUGCUCAUACUCAACUUUACUACAGCAAAGCUGCUUUCGAUAUCAUAAGCAUGCUCCGAGAAGAGGGCGUCGAGAGGUUGCAAAACAGUGGCAGAACGAAAUCACCGUCCCUGGGCGCGUGCAUUCGCAAAAUCACGUUUGGUACGCACCCAAAAUGUCUUGCAGCUGCCUUUGGGAUCGCAGUCCCCAAAGGACUCUUGGAGCUAGAUGUUGAUGAACAACGACGACGCCGCGACCAUGUGUGCGAAUCAUACUUGGAUACGUACAUACCAUCUUUUAUCCCGGUCCUCUCUUCUCAACCAACUAUUUUACCUCGACUAGAAACUCUCGUACUAGCUAAUACGGGACCGAUCCAGAGAGACAUGGCGGAAGCAAUCGUUUCUUCUACUUUGCAGCAUCUCACUCUCAAACGCGUGCAAGUUGAUAGAGGCACGCGUCUUGCCCCUGAUAUUUGCAAAUGGCGUUUGAAGUCUUUGUACCUGGAUUUAGACUUGAUUCUAUCGGAGAGCAAUCGCGCUCGCAUUGACAAGCCUGCAUCGCCACUGAUAGGCGAAUUGUUGAGCCUUGCAGCUCCAACUCUCGAACGUUUGGCAUGGAUAGACAUUCCAAAUCCGGGCAUUCCUGUGGUACUGGCCGACGCGCAGCAUAAACAGCACAUUUUCGGUCAACUCAAGGAGUUGAUGUUCCGCGACCCGUGGAAGCAGGAUCAUGGCUGGCUGGAGUUGCUCAUCCAACCACAACGAUGCAGCCUUAUCCGUUUCGUAGACAUCUCCAUUGACAACUACGCGAUAGCUGAUUUCCUUGGUCGAUGCGGCCAUCUACCCAAGUUGGAAAUCUUCGUCUGCAACGGUUCGCCAUGGCAUUAUCUCGAUCUGUCUUUUUUCGAUCUGUCUUUUUUUAGAGCCAAUACGCACAUCCAAAAAUUGAAGGUCGAAUACAUGGAGCCCUCGUACCUAGGAGAACUUCUUCCGCUGUUGAGUAAGGAGUUUUUAAACCUCACUUCGCUCAGCUUGUCGUGGCCCAUGAAGUCCAAUCACAUCCCACAAAGAGACUUGGAUCACAUCGCCGCGAUACAGAGUCUAAAGCAGCUUGAGCUCAAAGGAGGCCUGCCCCCCGGAUCUACCUGGCUGAUUGAUCAUAACGCCAUACUGGAUUGCGUUCAGAAAUUACCCAACCUCCAGAGGCUCGCUUUCUCCCGAGAUUCUUAUUCAGGUGAAGACCCCGGACUUGAAAGACCUUCGGAGGGACAUUGGGUGGAAAUGGUGGUAAUUGCUGCGGGAUACGCCAGAAAGGUUCCUCUGUUGGAAUGGAUCUUUGUCGGACAACUUCUCAUAAGCAUUCAUCGACAACCUAGAUGCUUAGGUAUCGAAUAUUUACCACCCAAUGAACUCAGUUACUUCACCUAUCUCAACCGAGUUUUUGGAGAAGAUUCCGAGUUCUUUUACCGCGAAUGGUGAAAUUCCAAGCAAGUCGCCCGUCCACGACGCUUGUUGGUGGACGCUCUGGGCCGCGUCUCCGUAUAGAUGCUUGGAAACUUUGGAGCUACUUCGAACCGAUGAUCAUACGCUGAUAGAGAAUAUUUAAGUGAGGAUUGCAGGAAUUAGUGCUUUAUCAAUACAUGUUAUCGGAGACAGGGUCUGUAUGUUAGAGUAUUUUCCUUUCGAAUGCAUCAAUUUCAUC
Molecule: messenger RNA, 1715 nt
Organism: Aaosphaeria arxii CBS 175.79
Lineage: Eukaryota; Fungi; Ascomycota; Dothideomycetes; Pleosporales
Exons: 1
Coding region: 17-1492 (491 amino acids)
Source: RefSeq, a predicted model, not a curated record